GCCAGCUAUGUUGCCUCUAGACCACCGAAACGAAAGGUGAGGGAAAGGGGAAGUUUGUUAUUUUUUUCUUCCAGAUUAACCGAAUCCAGAACGAACGUGAACAACAGGUUCUUGUCAGACUACAGGAACAAUGGCAUCUGGAGGUGGAAAUAAGAAAAGACAACCAGGAAACAGGAAGAAUCGGGAAGCCAAUGUCGAUUCCAAUUUGCAGCACUGUGAUGAUAACAGUGUGGCCCACAAUGCCGAGCAUCACUUAAUGCCAGAACAAUGUGAAGAGCCCAUGUCUACAGACUCACACGAAGCGGGAACAUUUAACCAGCAGCAUUUGGGGCCAGCAGCACAAUAUUGUCAACAGAAACAACAUCAGCAACAUCAACAACAAGUGCAGCAUCAUAUGCACGUACAACAUAAUCCCUCAAGCCCUCAUCAGCACUGCAGCACACAAGUCCAUGACCAUAAUAUAUCCGAGUCCUUGCACUCGCACACGACCACGUUGUCUUCUCUAAACACAGGCUUUUCUGGUCCAGUGCCUUAUAACUGGCAAGCCUCCAAAACUAAUGUCAAAGACCGACUUGCAUUUAUGUUCAACAACGAAGUUAUGAGUGAUGUCCACUUUGUAGUUGGGAAAGAGAUGAAUACACAGAGGAUACCAGCACAUAAGUUUGUCCUCUCUGUAGGAAGUGCUGUAUUUGAUGCCAUGUUUAACGGCGCCAUGGCAACAACAUCUGAAGACAUCGAGCUCCCUGAUGUUGAACCAGCAGCAUUUUUGGCAUUGUUACGCUUUCUGUACUCAGAUGAAGUUCACAUUGAUGCUGAGACUGUCAUGACAACAUUGUACACGGCCAAGAAGUAUGCUGUCCCUGCCUUGGAGACUGCUUGUGUGGACUUUCUUAAGAAAAAUCUAUGCAGUGAUAAUGCAUUCAUGCUGCUCACCCAGGCUCGGCUAUUUGACGAACCUCAGCUUGCUGGCCUCUGUUUGGAGACAAUUGACAAGAACACAUAUGAAGCUCUGAGUGCUGAAGGUUUCACUGACAUUGACAGAGACACCUUGUGUGUUGUACUGGAAAGAGACACUCUAGGCAUCAGGGAGAGCAAGCUAUUCAGUGCAGUGUGCCGUUGGGCCGAGGCAGAGUGUCAACGUCACGGCAUUGCCAUCACCCCAGAAAACCAACGCCAGGUGCUUGGACCGGCCUUGCAGCAGAUCCGAUUCCCGCUGAUGUCAGUGGAAGAGUUUGCAAUGGGGCCUGCCCAGUCCAAUUUGUUACAGGACAGGGAGACAGUGCAGCUGUUUCUGUACUUCACUGUCAACCCCAAGCCUACUGUGCCCUUUUUAGACGUGCCCCGAUGCUGUUUGACUGGGAAGGAACAAGUGGUGUCCAGGUUUUGUCAGAUUGAGAGUAGAUGGGGCUACAGUGGUACCAGUGACAGGAUCAGGUUUAUGGUGAACAGGCGGAUAUUUGUUGUUGGUUUUGGUCUAUAUGGCAGUAUCCAUGGCCCAGCUGAAUAUGUGGUUAACAUUCAGAUUAUUUGUACAGACACUGGUAAGAUAGGUGGUCAGAGUAACAGCACUUUUCAGUGUGAUGGAUCCAACUCUACCUUCCGUUUGAUGUUCAAGGAACCUGUGGAAAUCUUGCCUAACAUCAACUAUACUGCCUGUGCUACUCUGAAGGGUCCGGAUUCCUAUUACGGCACAAAAGGGCUGCGUAAGGUGACCCACGAGUCCCCCACCAGUGGCAAGGUGACAUUUCAGUUCACCUACGCAGCAGGCAAUAACAAUGGCACAUCGGUUGAGGAUGGACAGAUACCAGAAAUCAUAUUCUACACAUGAGGAUAUCUUGAGGAUGAAGAAGAAGGCAAAUUAUUGGCAUGAAGAACUCCUUCAAUACUGUUGCGGAUUGCAUUGUAAAAAGAUAUAUAUAUAUAUAUAUAUAUAUAUAUGUUCUGUGUGGCGUGUUUGGAUUCCACUUUGUCAAAAUGAGGAGAUUUUUAGGCUGUCCUUGGCGUGGGAAUAUUUUCAUGAAAAUCAAAAUAGAUAAAUUAAGGUGGUCAUUUGAAAGAGAAAGUAUUGAAAUUGAGAUCAUAAUUUAUCUUAUGGGGUAUUUUGUGCCAUUAAUAUGCCUUCAAGAGAAGUUUUAGCUUCAGACAAUCUAAUGUACAAUCAAUCCUGAAAGAAGUUGCCAAUUUAAGAAUUAUAUUGAAUUAGCAUUAUAUGGGAUUGAGUUUAGAAGAGCGAUUGGAUUGAAAAUGGCAUGCCAACCAAUAUCUUUGUCUGAUGUGCAAUCUUAUUGAAAGUUUGAUGUAUUCAUUGGAAGGAAACUAAAGAAUUUUUGGAAUUCUUGACUUUGUGGGCUUUUUUUCUAAUAACCAAGAACUUUGGGAGCCAAAUAUGUGCAGCUUUUGGAAAAAAUGUUGAAAAUGUAUGUAUUUCAUGCUAAGAGCAACUUUUUCUGAAAUGAUUUCUUACUUUUUAAGGACCAACAAUUAAGAAACAGUUUCUUGGCUUAAAAUUUAUGCUUAAGCUAAUUAAGGUCAGCCCUUUGAAGAAGGUACUUUCAGUGCUAUGUAAAGUUGUACAAAAUGUCUUUUGCGUGUAGUUAAAAAUUGUCAACAGUAGUGGGUAUAAGUAAUUGAGUGCUCUUCUCUUAAUUGCAUCAUUAGAAUUUCAAGCCAACUCUUUCAAAUUUCUUAUAUAUCCGCACAAAAGUUAUUCUAAAUAUACCUAAAUUUGAAAGGAAUGCCAGCAAGUUCUUAUUUUAUAAGACUUUCAUUAGAUGUGUUUGGGUGGCUUUUUAGUGCUUGGCCCAUUUCUCUAAUGUAGGCAUCAAUUUUGAACAAUUAAAGUUGAAAAUUGGUUGCCAGCGCCCAAAUAGUGGACAAAUGUUGCUUGUUGCUAAGAUCAUGUGCAAUUAAACUAAAGUUCAGAAUAGCUGUAAUGAAAUCAUGUGUGUUGGCAAUUGGACAGGUUACAUGAGCUAGUUUGAAUACCAAUAUAUUCCUUCCUUUUUUUUUGUCUUUUCUAUUAAUUUUUCACCUUGUCAAAAAUUCUUAGACUGAUGCUAAGAGAAUUUCAGUAUUAAAUUUUCUUCUAUUAUAUCUUUAAAAUUUACUAAAUGUGUUGUUAAAUCUCUAUUGUAAAACAUCACUUUACAAGUGAUAUUUAAUCUUUUUUUCUUUUUUCUGGAUUUGUUGUUGAUAAUCUCUUCAUGAGGUAUAAACAGAAAACAAGACAGUUAAAUGUCUAAACAUACUAAAACAAGACAAAUGAUUGUACAAUCAUUAUUGAACUCUAUUGCAAAUAAACACAACGUCGAUGUA
Molecule: messenger RNA, 3315 nt
Organism: Lingula anatina
Lineage: Eukaryota; Metazoa; Brachiopoda; Lingulata; Lingulida; Lingulidae
Product: BTB/POZ domain-containing protein 1
Biological process (GO): neurogenesis
Cellular component (GO): P-body; cytosol
Molecular function (GO): protein binding
Source: RefSeq, a predicted model, not a curated record